This is a messenger RNA of Rhea pennata, 1282 nucleotides long. RefSeq names its product tenomodulin (gene TNMD). Lineage: Eukaryota; Metazoa; Chordata; Aves; Rheiformes; Rheidae. The coding region runs from base 42 to 1007 and encodes 321 amino acids. The record is from RefSeq and is a predicted model, not a curated record. The transcript has 7 exons. Gene Ontology annotation, biological process: negative regulation of endothelial cell proliferation; negative regulation of angiogenesis.
GUCCUCGCGGCGCGCGGCGCAGAGCUGCCGGGGACAGCACCAUGGCAGGGCCGGCCCCGCGCUGCCCCGGCGGCAGCCGCUUUCUGGACGCAGAAGCGUCUAAAUCCCGAAAGAAGACCUGCACAAGAUACAAGAUCUGUGGACUGCUCUUUGGCGUGCUGGUGAUUUCUCUUAUUCUGAUAUUUUUUGGUGUAAAGUAUGUCUGGAACGCAACGCCCAAAAAAAUUUACGGCCUGGAGCACACGUUCCUCAGCGGCGGCGAGAAGCAGAAGGUUGUGAUGGAGAUCGACCCGCUGGCCAGAACGGAGACCUUCAGGACCGGCAACGGCAGCGAGGAGAUCCUGGAGAUCCACGACUUCAAAAACGGAAUAACUGGUAUCUUCUUUGUGGGACUUCAAAAAUGCUUCAUCAAAACUCAGACUAAAGUCAUACCCGAGACUACGGAGGCCAAGAUCCCCGAACUUGAGGGAGAAGAAAUUACGAGCACCUACUUUGAGCAGUCCAUGGUCUGGGUCCCUGGAGAAAAGCCUAUUCAGAAUAAGGAGUUUCUAAAGAGCUCCAAAAUCUUUGACAUCUGUAGAAAUGUGACCAUCUACUGGAUCCACCCAACGAUGAUAGCAGGCUCUUCUCCUGAGCUCGCCAACCUCGGAGAGGGAGAUGACGACACUGAGCUGCUUGUGAACAACCAAAGUUGGCUGGACAGUGGGAACGAACACAAGGGCGAGAAGGAUGCACAACUGGGGCCCAAGCGUCGGGCACGACAGCUCACUGAGGAGGAUCUGCCCGUCAAUGACUACACGGAGAAUGGGCUGGAGUUUCACCCGUUGUGGGACGAGCGAGGCUACUGCUGCGCCCAGUGCCGGCGCGCCAACCGCUACUGCCGGCGGGUGUGCGAGCCCCUCCUGGGCUACUACCCCUACCCUUACUGCUACCAGGGCGGGAGGGUGAUCUGCCGGAUCAUCAUGCCAUGCAACUGGUGGAUAGCGCGAAUGCUGGGCCGGGUCUAGGGGAGCACCUCAGCGUCCCGGAGAAGAGGGGACUCACUUUUUCUCAGGCGUUUGCAUGCUGCCCCCGUGCUAGCCUGCCGUGUUGUGAGCUGUCCUGAUGUAUCCUGAUGUAGCUAAAGUCUAAGUCAUUAUCUGCUUGAUUACCGGCGAGCGUGCACUGAGCACGCAGCCCCCAGGGGACACGUGUGGACUGCUCCCAGGGGGCUGGGGACGGUUGUGCUUGACUGUAUCGCCGUCAUGCUGAGCACCAAGAGGCAAACAAUAAACGUCUUGUA